Porites lobata is the source of this 912-nucleotide messenger RNA. Lineage: Eukaryota; Metazoa; Cnidaria; Anthozoa; Scleractinia; Poritidae. The record is from the annotation of a GenBank genome assembly.
AUUCUAAAGUUGAGCGUUUGUGGGAUUAUCACAGUCGCUGCCGUCCUCGGCAGCUAUUUCGUGCUAAGAGCGUUUCACAAAUUUCGCAACUUGCGAACUGCUUCCAACAACAUUUUGGUGAGUUUGUCUAUCGCCGACGGCUUACUAGCGAUUCCCAUGAUUCUUGAUAUCAUUCAUUUGUGCCUUAAGUAUAAUGUUGGACAUUGUUCGCGUAUUCUUAGAGAAGUAAGAGGAACUGUCACCUUGUUCCUCCUUUCGGUCAUUAUUCUUCAUCUUACUUUAAUGAGCUCAGAACGUUUCAUCGCCAUCAGGUUCGCCUUACGAUACCAAGCCAUAGUGACCAAACGCCGAGUACGGAUCGUUUCCAUCGCGAUGUGGCUGUGGGCUCUGGUCAUUGUUAUUGCUCUUCCAUGGACGCUUUAUGGGAUAACAGGCCACAAAGAGUUCAGAGAAUUUCCCAUAGGGAUGCAUCCAGAUAGUGAUAAAGCCCAAGAGCUCCACAUCAGAUGGCAUCUUGUAUUCACAGCUGCGUCAAUGUUUCUUGUUCCCCUGUUGAUCAUUAUAUGCUCGUACACCUACAUCUUCAUAGUGUCCUACAAGCAGAGACAACGUGUCAGAAAACAGGGCCGCGACUCUCCAGGAAUACCAACAGUCAAGCACGAAAUGAAAGGCGCCCGAACUCUCGCCAUUGUUGUGGCGCUGUGUCUGCUCAGUAUCAUUCCUAUCCUUGUUGUGACAUCCCUCCGAGUUUUCUGGGGCAAAUUACUCGCAGGCCACCUCCAUCAAAAGUUACUUCAGCAUAUCGUUUAUAAGGUAGCCAUGUUUUUGAACGCUGCAUGCAAUCCUCUUAUCUAUGGAUGGAGAAAUGAGGACUUCAGAAACGCUUUUCGCAGGAUGAUAAAGUGCUGCUAA